Lodderomyces beijingensis is the source of this 4101-nucleotide messenger RNA. NCBI's taxonomy places the organism in Eukaryota, Fungi, Ascomycota, Pichiomycetes, Serinales, Debaryomycetaceae. The record is from the annotation of a GenBank genome assembly.
AUGGGCCAGAGGCUAUCACUACUAGCACCAUCGGCUCCUACAGUGGCCAUCUCAUCCUACGUUGAUGCGCUAGAGAGGUACCAGUUUGUUGAGCUUCUCAAUGACUCGCGAUUCCUCAAGACCAUCAAGGCGAUCGAUAGAACCUCGGGGUACCUCGUCAUCAUCAAGAUCCUAAUCAAGCCCUCGACAGAUUCCUACACUAUACAAUUCCAGGAUAUUUUGGAGCUUUUGGUCAAACAGUCAUCAAUCUUGUACCCUUUUAAGAACGUUUUGGCAUGGCACAAGCUAAUAGAGACAGAUCGCGCUGGCUACUUGAUCAGACCCAUGGGCAGAAUCAAUUUAUACGACCGACUAUCCUUGCGGCCCUUUCUAGAGCCAAUUGAAAAGCUAUUUAUCACAUUCCAGCUAUUAAAGACGGUGAGCGAGUUGCAUUCGUUGAAUGUCCACCACGGAGACCUACGAUUGGAAAACAUUCUAGUCACGUCUUCAAACUGGAUCUUGCUCACGGACUUUGCCAGCUUGAUCAAACCUAUUUACUUACCAGAGGACAACCCGAGCCAAUACUCAUUCUACUUUAACAGCUCGGACCGACGUGUGUGCUACAUCGCACCCGAGCGGUUCUACAAUAGCCAGGAAAAUCCCAAGACUAUCCUGAAUUUUACCGACGAUGGCGCAUUCAACUUGCGCCACUCCAUCACCGACGAGAUGGACUUGUUCAGCUUGGGCUGCGUGAUUGCUGAACUCUGGCUAGAUGGCGAGCCCACGUUUACGCUAUCGCAGCUUUUCAAAUUCAUCAAAGGCGACUACGUGCCCGAGCUAUCGAGUGUUCAAAACCCGCAAGUGAUUCGACUUGUUCAAAAAUUGAUAAAAGUCAACCCCACGGAGAGAACCGGCGCCAGGGAGUUGCUUGAAGAAUUUAGAGGAAUUUGUUUCCCAACGUUUUUUUACACCUACUUGUACGAAUUGAUGGAGACAUUGAAUGACGGAAGCAACUUUGUUGUGCCAAAGAUGGCCUCGCGAAAUGAGGAGGUAUCAAUCAGUGACGAGAAAAUAAACUAUGUGUUUGAUAGAUUCAAAGACAUAAGUGAAAGCCUUGGGUUUGUCUACGCUGACCAAAAUGCCACUACGAAUACUUCUACUACCAAUAAUAAAACUAAUAAUUCUGCUACUACUUCCACUACUACAAAUGACCCUUUGCCGAUGAAACUCAUCUUGCCGGGAAUACCAAAGAACUACCGAAUGACAACCAAGCGAUACAUAGACGAGGACGUACACGAGUCGGCACUCAUCAUCAUGGACUUUGUCAAUUCCUUGUCGAGAUCUUUGAAAUUGGUCGAGUCUAAAAUCAAAUGCUGCGAGUUGAUUCUAGCCUUUUCAGACCACAUAAACGACGAGUCAAAAUUGGACCGCUCGCUACCGUACCUUUGCUCAAUGUUGGACGAGUACAUUGAAGGUGCUGCUUUUCAAAAAACGGAACAAAUGUCUCCAAAAGUCGUUUGCACCGCACUUUACGCCAUCACCACGCUCGUCAUGUCUUGCUCCUACAUCACCCCAAUCAACGUGCUUCUUUUUCCAGAGUACCUUUUGCCCAAAGUACAUGCAUUGUUGAAUAUAAAGGUCGAUGCACGCUCGAAGCGGCUCGUUAACGGAUGCGUGGCAACGUGUUUACCGUAUCUCGCCAUUGUUGCCAAAAAAUUUUGGAUCAUGUCGAAAGCAUUCAAAGCUGGCAACUCAACGCAUUUUACCAUGCAUUCUCCCGACGAUGUCAUGAAGUCGGUGACGACGAUGAACAUUUCAAAGAGCCAGCUAGACCUGAAAUUCAAAGAAUUGACAUUGCUCAUCUUGACCGACUCCGAGGCCUCGGUCAAGGUCAGCUUGCUUGAAAACAUUCUUCCUCUAUGCCAGUUUUUCGGCAAGGACAAAACCAACGAUAUAGUCUUGCCGCACUUGAUAUCGUAUUUGAACGACCCAACGCCAACAUUGCGAUUAGCGUUUCUUUCAGCAGUGUUGGAGAUUGGACCUUUUAUUGGAGCAUUGUCCUUUGAGCAAUACAUCUUGCCGCUUUUGAUCCAGACGGUGGGCGAAGGAGAACAAUUGGUUGCUUUGAAAGUGCUCGAGAUUUUCAAUUUUUUCGUGCUGGAGAAACUCAUCAACUCCAAGUUGGAGUUUAAUGCCUUGGAGAUAUACACGGAAAUCUUGUCAAGCUCGAUAUUCCUAUUGCUUCACCCCAAUGAAUGGAUCCGCCAGUCGAUUGUGUGCUUGAUCAUUUCAAUCAGCGACAACUUGAGUGAUGCCGACCGGUAUUGUUUUUUAUACCCUUUGGUCAAGGGAUAUUUGCAGUUUGAUUUGUUCCAGUUCAACUGGUCUACCCUUUACCCUAGCUUGACUCGGCCACUCAGCAAGCAAGCAUUUGACAUGAUGAAAAGUUGGGCGUUAAAUUUCACGACAAAGUCUUUGUUUUGGCAGCAAAAGGGCAGUUUUUCUUUAUUGAAUCAUCGCGAGGGCUUCGAUAGGAAAAAGCCGGGGAUAUCAAACAGCAUGGGUCGCUCAGUUUAUUUGCCGAAACCCAGUACCGUUAUUUCAUACAAUAACGGCAGAAGCAAGGAUAGUAUGCAGCUAAGUUCAGAAGACAGACAGUGGCUUUUGAAAUUGAAAUCGUUAGGCCUAGAGGAAAAAUCGUACUGGAAGUUGUUGGUGUUAAGAGAGUAUAUUUUUCGUGUGAGCAGAGCUCCGCCGAGCCAAGCCAUUGACUUUGAGGACAAGUUGGUGACGCCACGAAACUACUUUCUCGACGUGGUGUACAAAACAGAAGCGUUGGCUCCGAAUAAUCAGCCGCGCAACGAAAAGUUUGUGCGCAAGUCUGACGAUGAGGCUGCCGUGUCGUUGAGAAGCUUUGAGCAUGGCGAGCAGCCGAUGCUCGUUCUACCAAACAUGGAGCGCGUUUUGGCCUCAGUGCAAACGGUUGAAGCAAACAUUUUCGGUGAAAUGGAACAAAGCACCAGUUUAAUUUCAAAGCCGUCGUGGUUGAACGAUGCCAAUAUUUUCCACAAGACUUUCCACGCCGACGACUCGAAGAUCACCACGUGCCACAUUAAGCACGACUAUAACGGGUCCAACCCUCACAUACUCAAUUUCUUGAAAAGCUACCCAAUGACCCCAACAUUGAAUGAUUUUCCCAGCUUUGGGAAAGUCCUUAAGGCAAGACCCAACGUUGUGCGUCCGCAGGAGCCAAGUAUAUUUGACUUGAAUGUGCACAGAUCAUCGGAAGAUAUUGAUGCGUUUACAUGUUUGACCAUGGCUCCUAAUCUGGAGAUUUUCGCUACUGGUUCCGAGAGUGGUGUUGUCAAGGUAUGGGAUAUCGCCAAAUUGGACAACGUUGCAAGAGCGAAAUACCCGAGCCAAUCGGUUGACUUUAAGUCACGAAUCACCUCCUUGACUUUUCUCAAGAACAGAUUUUGCCUAAUUGUCACCACGAGAGACGGCAUGAUACGAAUCUUGAAGCUCGACGUUAUCCGAAACAAGAAUCGCAAAAUUUCCAAAAUUGCCAAGCCGGUUGUUAUACGCCAGGCGUUGUCACCAACUUUCAUUACUCACUUGGGCACUUGUGGCAAUCUCAUUUACGCAAUCGACUACCAGCUGCGAAUCAUCGUCUACGACAUGAUAACCAUGGAAAAAUUGUUUUCACUUCAGAACCCACUUGCAUUUGGAUUGAUUAGCGACUUUGCCUUGGGAGACGCGUACCCUACUUGGCUCGUGGUGGCAACACAAAAGGGCUAUUUGUCGCUUUGGGACUUGCGGUUUAAACUUUUGCUCAAGUCGUGGCAGAUUGAGAUUAGGAGCUCAGAAAGCAAGAUCUUGGUUGAUUCAAUCGCCUCGGUCAAGGUGCUUUUCCCCAAUUUACAGGAUGCCAAGGUUAAAAACAAAGAGGGCCGGUUGCAUAUUCGUAUGAAAAGCCAGCUUGAGGAAAUGCAAAGCGUUUGGGAGAUACCUUCUAUGGAAUGCAGUAGUUUGCAAAGAAACGGGGUGGUGCUUCCGUAUAAAUGCGUGUUGGUUGAAGUCACAAAGGAGCAGUCCGCGCGAAAAGCAAUUGAAUUUUUAUAG